Messenger RNA from Plasmodium cynomolgi strain B, 1644 nucleotides. RefSeq lists its product as hypothetical. Lineage: Eukaryota; Apicomplexa; Aconoidasida; Haemosporida; Plasmodiidae. The annotation marks the transcript as partial. The transcript has a single exon. The record is from RefSeq and is a predicted model, not a curated record.
CGUCAUCAGCAGCGAUGUCAAAUUGGGCAACCAAGUGGACUAUGUCAGGAGGGCGCACCCCCACGAGGGGGUGAAACUCUACGAACAGGUCAGGAACAAAUGCAAGGUGUACUUUUUGCCGCUGGUCUGGCCCUGCGGCGAGAAGGGGGGCCCACAAGGGGGAGCCACAGGAAGGGCCACAGGAAGAGACAACGAGGGAGCCGCAAACCCAACCGCUAAGAAAGCGGCAAGCCAAACCGCUAAGAAAGCGGCUAGCCAAACCGAUGGGAACACCGCUGACGGUGGGGGAGACGGUGAAACCCCCUUCGAAUACCUCCAGCGAAACCUGGGAGACACGAAACAAAAAAUGGAAAGCCUCGCAGCAUACAUCGAACAGUCGGACGCCAUUAUAGUCCCCAUGAACUACCACGACAUUUUAAAUAAACAUCUUCUGGACAUUGCCCAAUUUAGCUGCUUCCUCAAUGUGAUCGAUUUCUUACUUUAUGUAAACCAAACGAAGGGUAACCACAACGUUAUUUUUUACGUGUACAAUUUUCAUGAGGAUGAUGAUGCGUCGGGAGGUAGAUCACACCAGGACAACUACGUGGAGAAGGAAAGGGAAUCCAUCGUGAACAUAGUAAAGUCGUUUCUUCGAAGUCAUUGGAAGAAGGACCGGUACCACAAGUGUGUGAAGGAGAGGUUCGUUUUUUCGAGAGAUAAUUGCAUCAAUGUGGAUAGAUGGCGUGAUCAAAUUGGGAAGAAGAGAGUCUACUACCGAGUGAAGGUCCCCAUGCAGAGUAACCCCCCAGCGGGGCAAAUAACAUCAUCACCGCGUAUCUCUCCAAGUGGGGAUCGCAAAAGCCACUCCAUCUUUGCGAACCACCGUCCUGACGCUCUGAAAAACCUGACUAGCGAAAAUUACUUCGUCUAUAAUUUUUUUUCCAACUUGAAACUUUCCAUUCUACAUGAAUAUUUAAAAAUAGCUAGCCAACUCAAAAUGGACAAUUUUGAUCCACUACCAGAUGCAGGAAAAAUGAAAAUAAAAAUGGGUCAAGUGGCGAAAGAAGUAGAUGUGCUCCUUAACAAAUUUUUACUCUUCCAAUUAAACAAAAAGGUCGUUAAAAAUGAAGACAUGGUUGAACAAAUUAGAAAGAAACAGCAUUCUUACCUUGUCCAUAUCAUCAUGACAGAUUUGCUAGAAAAAUAUGAACAACUUUUGGAGACACUCAUUCGACAGUUGUACCAAUUGUAUAGACAGAGAAUAAAAAAAAUUAAAAUAAAUUCAAAUAUGAUUAAUGAGUUUGCAAAAGAAAUUAAAAACGUGGAUAAGAUAUUCCACCUGUAUAACUCUUCGAUGUCCUUUGUCCACUACUUCAAGAACAAAGGGAGUCAUUAUUUUCUGGAAAGGGCUAACUGUAUUGCCCUUCAAAUGGAGGCAAAACUUCUGCAAACGCUGAAUGAAACCACGAGAGAAAUUGUGAACUAUUAUAUAUCACAGGGGGUGUACGUUCGACACUACGACUUUACUUCUUCUUUUCUUUCCCUGAGGAAGUACUCCUUCUUUUCGUACAUGCUCCAAACAGUCGCCGAUAUGCUCAGGAACAGAAUAAGCCUCAGUUUUAACUACCUGUCCCCGAGUGCCUUCGGCUUCUCCUCUUACAAGUA